Messenger RNA from Colletotrichum destructivum, 3812 nucleotides. RefSeq names its product Putative heterokaryon incompatibility. The coding region runs from base 774 to 3455 and encodes 893 amino acids. The transcript has a single exon. The record is from RefSeq and is a predicted model, not a curated record. Lineage: Eukaryota; Fungi; Ascomycota; Sordariomycetes; Glomerellales; Glomerellaceae.
CACAUCGAUCGCUCUCUUUCUCUCUCUCCCUCAUAGCUUCGGUCGCACUCUGUCAGUGUCGAUCUCACUCUCACUCUCGGUCUUAAGUCUCACUCUCUCUCAGUUUCACUCUCACUGGCCCCGAGUGGCGUGUUCGCAACCACUCUUUUUCCCUCCAUCGCAAAAUCGCAACGCAUAAACAUAUCCAUCCGUACGUACACGCACAGAGCCGUUCCAUCAACAACCACAUCUCAUCGUAUCGCCCAUCAUCGCAAUCGGCCCACAUCGCUCAUUCAUCUAUCGGAUUUCGAAUGCUGGUCUCGCACACAGGUGCAGUGUCCUGACGACGGCGGCGUCGAUUCUUUUUCUGCUUUCCGCCCUGUGCUCAUUGCACCAGGAACAUCCGUCGCACGGUCUCACCGAGCCACCUUCACUAGUGUCACGGCGCAAGAGGGCGCGCGCGCGCGAGAAAGGGAGGCAAAAUAGAGGAGAACUCGGUGGUGGGGCCUUGUCUAACUACGACUACUACUACUGCUGCUACUUCAUCUACUACUACUGCUACUACUACUACUACUACUACUACUACUACUACUACUACUACUACUAUCACUUACCUCGCCUACUGCGCGCGCAGCAGCAUUGUUCAACCUUUUCGCGCGCGAGCGCCGCGCAAAGCGCAUCAGCAUCUGCAUCCCGCACCCUGCGCCUGCGCCUUCCGGGUAGUACAUCCGCGCGACCUCCCUCAUACGAGUGUGUGUUGGAAACCCUGCCACCAGGGAGAGGGGCUAUAAGCAAUGGACCACCCGAGUCCGUCCGCCCGCAGUGGUGGCGACGGCGGCGGUGCGGCAGCGGCCAGACGUGAGGGACCAGCAGGAGGACCAGACGUCGUAUCCGACGAGAGCUCAGCAAGCUCAAUGUCGGACGAGGAGGACGCGGCGGUCGACGCGGGCGGCGGAUAUAGACCCCAGACGCCCACGCCCCCGCCCCAACGACGACAGCAGCAGCAGCAGCAGCAACAUUACCCGCCACCGCCGAGGGGUAGCAGGGAGAGGGACAUCCGUACGGAACGGCACCGCGAACGUGAUCGGGACAGAGGAGACCGCGACAGGGAUAGAGACAGGGAUAGGGAUAGGGAUAGGGACCGGGACCGGGAUCGAGGUCGGGAGGACUUCAAGAGAGGAGGAGGACCACCGCCGCCACCUUUGGACAAAGAUCGUGAUCGCGACCGCGACAGAGACAGGGACAGAGACAGAGACCGCGAUAGCCCGCCGACGCCGAGGGACACCAAGAGGCAGAGCUUCGCGGCAGACGACAAGUACUACAGCAACGGACACGGCGCCAGCAACGCCCCCCAUAACGGCCACGCCCGACGGCAGAGCGUGCCGCCCAACAGCGCCAACAACGGUACCAAACGGCAGAGCAUCACAGAGCGGCUCAUGAGCACCUGGACGGCGCGUACGGCGCGGGAGCCGGUGGGCGUCGCUGCCUCGUCGUCGGCGCCCCCCUCGCGCCGCGCCUCGUCGGCUUCGACGGCGGCGAACAAGUUCAACCCGAUGGGCCGCGUGCGCGAGUGGCUCGACACGUGCAACGCCGAGCACGGCGACCACUGCUCCGGCCCGCCGGGGGACACGUGGCGGCCGAUAUGGCUCAUCGACUCGGUGAACCGAUGCCUCGUGCGCGCGCGCGCAACGGACCGGUACAUCGCGCUGAGCUACGUCUACGAGCCGCCGCUGCCGAGCUCGCGGGGCCCCGUCGAGACGCUGCGGGGGAACCUGGAGAUGCUGACGGCGAGCAUGGACGACGCGGACGUGCCGCAGACGAUACUGGACGCCAUGUGGCUGGCGAGGAAACUGGGCAUCAAGUACCUCUGGGUGGACCGGUUCUGCAUCGUGCAGGACGACGACGUGGAAAGGGAGGAGCACAUCAGGAACAUGGCGUACAUCUACGCCAACGCCUACCUGACGAUCGUUGCGGCGGCGGGAGACGCCGAGUCCGGGCUGACGGGCCUGUUGAGGAGGACACCGCCGCCGCGCGGGGCCGCGGCGAGGAAGCACGACGACCUGGUGCUGUCGUCGCGAUGGGCCGGGCGGGCGUGGACAGUGCAGGAGGGCAUGUACUCGCGGCGCAAGGUCUAUGUGUUCGAGGAGACGGUGACGUGGGAAUGCCACUGCGACGUGUGGCAGGGCCCACCCGGGAGCGGCGGCGGCGGCGGGCGUCUCAACAAGAUCCUCAAGGGCGGCGGGAACCGCAGCGGCCCCUGCGGGCAGAGGACAUUCCCCGCGGUGACGGGGUACCUGCACCCCGUGUGGCCGGACAUGGACGAAUACGCGCGGAUCGCGAUGGAGUUCAGCGCGCGGCGGGUGACGGUCAUGUCGGACACGGCGAGAGCGCUGCGGGGCAUCACGACGGUGCUGUCGCAGUCGUUCGCGGGCGGCUUCAUCUUCGGCAUGCCGGUGGGCUUCCUCGACAUGGCGAUGCUGUGGCAGCCGCGGGCGACGGUGCGGCGGCGGCUGAUGGUGCAGCCCAUGACGGGGGCGAACCCGCUGCCGUCGUGGAGCUGGCUUGGAUGGCACUACGACGGCGUCCCCGCGGACCUGACGCUCUGGCGCGCAGCGGCCGAUUACGUACAGGAUGCGCCGCCGUCCGGACGCAAGGCCGCCGCCGCCGAGAGGCGGUUCAAGAGCCCCUACGCCUUCCGGCUGCGGCCGCUCGUAAGCUACGAGCUGACGGACAGGGCGACGUACACGCCGCUGCCGAACGACGGCAUGGCGUACCGCGACCGGCGGCACAGGAGGACGGUGCCGCUGCCGGCGGGGUGGUCGAGGAGCAGCGGCGGCGGUUUCCGGUACGCGGGGGACCCGGAGGUUGUGUUUCGGUACCCGGUGCCCGUGGCGGAGAUGGCGAUGAUGUCGGGCGACAGAGGAGCCGUGGGGGGGCUGUCGUCGUCGUCGCCGUUCGCGGACCUGGCCAUGAGCGCGACGCUGCUGUCGUUCAGCACAACGGUGGCUUUCCUCGAGGUGGACUUCGCGAUGGCGCGGAACGGGACGCCAGUGGACGCCAAGGCGGCCAACGCCGUCAACACGGGCAACAACACGGGACCCGGGGCAGGGCUGGUGGCGCCGGGGAGGGGGUAUGGGGUGCCGCUGGCGAUCGGCAACGUGUGGUCGCGGACGGGCAAGUGGUGCGGCGUGGUGACGGCGCACGACAGCUGGCUCGGGCUGCAGGGGGCGAACCACACGGGGGAGGAGAAGCUCGAGUUCGUGGCGGUGUCGACGGCGAGCGAGCGGGGCGGCAGCCACGUAUUCGACCUGGACGCGUUCCGGGACAACAUGGACGAUGACGAGAUCGUCGACUUUGUCAACGUGCUGUGGGUCGAGAGGGUGGGCGGCGUGUGUUACCGGAGAGGGCUGGGGCAUAUAGUGCAGAGGGUCUGGGACGCCGUCGCGAGGGAACGGGUCGAGAUCCUUCUGGGGUAAGGGGCUUGUUCUGUGUGUUUUGGAUGUGAGGGAUGAGGGACCCGGAGCAGUUGUUGUUGCAAGGAUAUACAUAUACAUAUGUGAUUGAUGUAGGAUUAUCUUGGUCGGGACGAUGUGAGACCGGGAGGUUUGCUGUUCUUGUUCUUGUACCUCCUGUUGGGGAAGGGGGAUCUUGGGUUGAACGACGCCACAACGAUGUGCGGGCGAGGUGGUAGGUGUCUAGAUGUUUCUUGUACGAGAUGUGGGAUAUCUCUCUCCCCUGCCCCCCUCCCUUGGGCUGGGCGAUAUCCGUGUUUUACCAUAGCUUCACGGCGAGUUUGUAAUACCGAAGGCCCUCGAUGAUGGGCGUGUUUGAAG